Molecule: messenger RNA, 3514 nt
Organism: Vitis riparia (riverbank grape)
Lineage: Eukaryota; Viridiplantae; Streptophyta; Magnoliopsida; Vitales; Vitaceae
Product: lysine-specific demethylase JMJ25-like
Exons: 15
Coding region: 90-3080 (996 amino acids)
Biological process (GO): regulation of transcription by RNA polymerase II
Cellular component (GO): histone deacetylase complex; chromatin
Molecular function (GO): histone H3K9 demethylase activity; chromatin DNA binding; transcription coregulator activity
Source: RefSeq, a predicted model, not a curated record
CCAAGUUUCAGUUAAAACAAACCAAGGGCUUGGCACACAGCUGUGCUCUUUCUGUGUCUUGUCUCUCACCAAAAGUGCGGGAGCCAGAGAUGGCGAAGUCCAAGAAAAAAGAUGUCGACUUGCCGGCACCGGACCACCUCCGCUGCAACCGCAACGACGGCAAAGGGUGGCGCUGCCGGGAUUACAAACUUAAAGACCAUAACCUCUGUCAAUACCACCACGACAGCGCAAUUUCUCGGUCCCAAAAAUCCAAGCCUGACCGCAAACCCAAAACCAAACCCCAACCCAAACCCAAACCCAAAUCCGAAGCCGAACCCAAACCCCAAAUGGAACCGGAAUCCAAACCCGACGCCAAGCUUAAAAUUUCCAGAAGCAAGAGAGCCCCAGGACGGAGUGGCGCGAAAAGCAGCGACGCCGCUCGAGGCAGCGAGGUCGGUCAAGGCAGAGAGGUCGCUCGAGGUGGCGACGGCGGUCGCCGCAACCCCAGUCGCGGCAAAUUUCUGAGAAGGCUUCUAGAUUCGGAUACAGAUCAGGAAUGGAGAGGAAACGGCUCCAAUGCGAAGAAGAGAAAUCAGGCACAGGAAGAUGAGUGUCGGUGUUGUCACCAGUGCCAGAAGAGUGACAGGGAGGUGGUGCGGUGCCGGAAGUGUCAAAGAAAGCGGUUUUGUCACCCUUGCAUCGAAAGAUGGUACCCCCGUAUAUCGAAGGAAGCAAUUGCAGAGGCUUGCCCAUUUUGUCGUGGGAAUUGCAAUUGCAAAGCUUGUUUGGAUAGGGACACUAAGACUUUGGAACCAGAGAUGAGUAAGGAUGAUAAGAUAAAACACUCCAAGUAUCUGGUGAAAGUGCUUCUUCCAUUUCUGGAACAAUUUGAUCAUGAACAAGAGAUGGAAAGAGAAAUUGAGGCUAAGAUUCAAGGGCUAUCUCUACCAGAGAUACAGGUGCAACAGGCAGUUCUUCGUGAAGAUGAGCGUGUAUACUGCAACAACUGCAGAACCUCUAUAGUUGAUUUCCAUAGGAACUGCCCAAAUUGUUCAUAUGAUCUCUGCCUCACUUGUUGCCGGGAAAUUCGUAAUGGAUCAUUGCAAGGUGGUAUCGAUGAAAUUGUCAUGCAAUAUUUUGACAGGGGGAAGGCUUACUUGCAUGGAGGAAAACCUCACAUGCCUUCAGUUCAGAAAGGAGAGUCAAAUUUUUGUGUUAGUUCCAGCACUAAAGAUCCUGGAAGUACAAUAUGUGAAUGGAAAGUGAAAGAAAAUGGUGACAUCCCUUGCGCACCAAAGGAAAUGGGUGGCUGUGGACAUGGCCGUUUAGACCUUAAGUGUAUGUUUUCUGAAACUUGGGUUUCAGAACUAAAGGAGAAAGCAGAAGGGUUAGUCAAAACCCACAAACUCACUGAUGUGCUGGGAAUUCCUGCACGUAGCUGCUCUUGUUUUAAAUUGAAUAGCGAGAUUGAUUUUGAUAACAAGAAGUUGCGGAAAGCUGCUGCUAGAGAAGAUUCCUUUGAUAACUAUCUGUACUGUCCAUCAGAAAGUGACAUCCUUCAAGGGGAUCUGGUUCACUUCCAGAGUCAUUGGAUGAAGGGGGAGCCAGUUAUUGUGAGUGAUGUUCUUGAAUUCACAUCUGGCUUGAGCUGGGAGCCCAUGGUUAUGUGGCGUGCAUUUCGUAAAGUAAGUUACACCAAAUCCUCGCAGUUGGCAGAGAAGGCAAUUGAUUGCCUUGAUUGGUGUGAGGUUGAGAUAAAUAUUCACCAAUUUUUCAAAGGUUACUCUGAGGGCCGUGCACAUAGGAACUUGUGGCCUGAGAUGCUCAAACUCAAAGAUUGGCCCCCAUCUAAUUUGUUUCAGGAGCGGCUACCACGCCAUGGUGCAGAGUUUAUAAGUUCUUUGCCCUAUUUGGAAUACACACAUCCUCGCUCAGGCCUUCUUAAUCUUGCUGCAAAGUUGCCACAAAAGUCUCUGAAGCCUGACUUGGGGCCUAAAACAUAUAUAGCAUAUGGCGUUGCUGAAGAGCUUGGCCGUGGAGAUUCUGUAACCAAGCUUCAUUGUGACAUGUCUGAUGCGGUAAAUGUUUUGAUGCAUACUGCGGAAGUAACCUUUCAUCUCAGCAGCUUGCUGCUUGACAGUGCAGGGACUGUAACUAAUGAAGAAUCUGCUACCAUGCUUCCUGUUGAGAAGCUUUCUGUAAGUAGCCUGAAAGUGGAGGAAGAAGGCAUGGAAUUUGAUGUCAAAUCUGAUAGGGACAUGUUAGAUAUUGAAUUUCAGAAAGAAGAAGGUUAUUCUGACGUGGUUACUAAAUGUGGAAAUUAUAGAGGCAAAGAUGCUGUUUUUGAUAUGAGAAGUAGAAAAAAUGAAUCAAAAAAAUUAACAAAACAGAUUACUAGCACCACAGAGUCUGAGAAUGGAAGGGGAGCCAAAGUGGAAAAAAGUGAAAGACAAGAAGAGGUUGAUGCUGUUUUCUCUGAUAUACAUUGUUCAACAAAUGAAGCGCUCCAGCAAGGUGAGUUUUCUGAUGAUCAUAUGGCUUCUGGAAAUAAGUUGGUUGGAUUUGACAAAGAAGGGGGAGGUGCUGUUUGGGACAUUUUCCGGAGACAGGAUGUUCCCAAGCUCCAGGAGUAUCUCAGAAAACAUCACAGGGAAUUCAGGCAUACCCACUGCUCUCCAGUUGAGCAGGUUGUUCACCCUAUUCAUGAUCAAACUUUCUACCUGACUUUGCAUCACAAAAGAAAGCUGAAGGAGGAGUUCGGAGUUGAACCUUGGACAUUUGUACAAAAACUUGGAGAGGCAGUCUUUAUACCUGCUGGAUGUCCUCAUCAAGUUAGGAAUCUUAAGUCAUGCAUAAAGGUUGCUCUUGAUUUUGUCUCACCUGAAAAUAUUCAUGAGUGCGUGCGUUUGACUGAGGAAUUUCGUGCUCUUCCGCAUAACCACAGAGCUAAGGAGGACAAAUUAGAGGUAAAGAAAAUGUCUCUUCAUGCGCUAAGACAAGCUGUUGAUAAUUUGGAGCAGUUAACAGGGGAUGAAGCUGCAGUUCCAUCACCACCAGAAACUACAGAGCCACCUACAGACUCUCAUCAAUCAUCUGAAUGAAAAACAUCUUCCUUGGCUUCAUCUUCUUCACAUUCCAUCUGAAUCUCAGACAUCAGCUCAGGACAAGGGAAGCGUGUCUCUAUCAGAUCAGAACACCGGAAACUUUAACCUGUUAAACAACUCUUUUAACUCAAAAUUAACCAUGGUAUCCAAGGACUAAUGCUUUCAACUAGUUGCUGUAUAAAUUAGUUUGCUAGAUCAUGUAUAUGCUGUUUUCUACACAUCCAAUGGAAAUAGUCUUGUCUUCAAUUUUGUUGAAUUUGAGCUGCUCCUAUGUGAAGGCAUCUCUAUAGCAGUCUCUCUUUUUGGGUUUUGGGAGCUCCGAAUGUUCUGUAAUACUCUUAGUACUCUCUGAACUUGAGAGGGAUGCAUGAAUGUAAAAAUGUUAAUAUUUUUGACUCAAAUCUCCUGUUAGUAAGUAGAAUCUGAUGAUU